Molecule: messenger RNA, 499 nt
Organism: Toxotes jaculatrix (banded archerfish)
Lineage: Eukaryota; Metazoa; Chordata; Actinopteri; Toxotidae
Gene: ndufa6
Product: NADH:ubiquinone oxidoreductase subunit A6
Exons: 3
Coding region: 19-405 (128 amino acids)
Biological process (GO): response to oxidative stress
Source: RefSeq, a predicted model, not a curated record
GCUUAAGCGGCAGCUGUCAUGGCGUCCACGACGGCGACCCGAGUGGCGACUGGUGCCGCUAAAGUUGUCAAACCGAUUUUAAGCCGAGACCUCGAUGACGCUAAGCGCAGGGUCCGGGAGCUGUACCGAGCCUGGUACCGAGAGGUCCCUAACACAGUUGCAGUGUUUCAGCUGGACAUCACAACGCGUCAGGGAAGAGACAAAGUGAGGGAGAUGUUCGACAAGAACAAGCACAUCACCGACCCCCGUGUGAUUGACAUGCUAGUCAUUAAGGGUAAAAUGGAGCUCCAGGAAACAAUCCACAUCUGGAAGCAGAAGACCCAUGUAAUGCGCUAUUUCCAUGAGACCGAGGAACCUCGUCCCACUGACUUCCUGUCCAAAUUCUACCGGGGCCAUGACCCAUGAACUGUGUAGCUACCUGCUGAUCUCUUGUCCUCCCUUUGCUUGUGUCCAGUGAAACAGAUGUUCCCCUUUACUGUAAAUACACACUUAACUACCA